Entamoeba dispar SAW760 is the source of this 441-nucleotide messenger RNA. RefSeq lists its product as uncharacterized. Gene Ontology annotation, molecular function: actin filament binding. Gene Ontology annotation, biological process: regulation of actin filament polymerization. NCBI's taxonomy places the organism in Eukaryota, Evosea, Mastigamoebida, Endamoebidae. Gene Ontology annotation, cellular component: plasma membrane; actin filament; cortical actin cytoskeleton. The transcript has a single exon. The record is from RefSeq and is a predicted model, not a curated record. The coding region runs from base 1 to 441 and encodes 146 amino acids.
AUGGUUGAAGUAGAAAUUGUUGAAAAAGAGAAAUUCCAAGAAAUUAUGUCUAAAAUUCGUAAUGAAAAUGAAAAGACUAAUUGGAUUUGUUUAACUUAUGAAGGACCAAAGAGUAAAAAACUUGUUAUUGCUGGUUCUGGUGAAGGAGGAGUUGAUGAAUUAAAAACACUUUUCAAAGAUACUGGAAUUUAUUUUGCAUUUGCUAGAGAUUUUGAUAAAAUUGAUGAUUCUAUUUGUGUUAAAUUUGCUUUCAUUGAAUUCAUUGGUGAUAAGUCUCCAAGACUUCAAAAGGCUGGUGUUGGAAUGCAACUUAGUUCAAUUCAAGAUCAAUUUGGACAAUUCCAUAUUACUCAUAUGUGUUCAGAUCUUGAAGAUGUUUCUGCAGAAAUUAUUUUAGCUAAGAUGAAGAAUGCUUCAGGAUCAGCUUCACACGUUCUUUAA